Molecule: messenger RNA, 1007 nt
Organism: Gossypium raimondii (Peruvian cotton)
Lineage: Eukaryota; Viridiplantae; Streptophyta; Magnoliopsida; Malvales; Malvaceae
Product: putative expansin-A17
Exons: 3
Coding region: 37-801 (254 amino acids)
Biological process (GO): plant-type cell wall organization
Cellular component (GO): extracellular region
Source: RefSeq, a predicted model, not a curated record
UCAUCAUUUAAAGGAAAAAAAAACCAUUGUAUUUAGAUGGAGAGUGCCUAUCUAUUCAUUACAGCCUUAUUCCUAGUGGGUUUAUUUUCCACUCAAACAGAUGCUGCUGCAACUUGGUUCUCAGCCCAUGCAACAUUCUACGGUGGGAGUGAUGCUUCUGGUACAAUGGGUGGAGCUUGUGGCUAUGGUAAUCUUUAUACAGAUGGUUAUGGAACAAAAACAGCUGCACUCAGUACAGCUUUGUUUAACGAUGGCAAGUCAUGCGGAGGGUGCUAUCAGAUAGUUUGUGAUGCUAAAAAAGCACCUCAAUGGUGUCUCAAGAGUAGAUACAUUACCAUCACUGCUACCAACUUCUGUCCUCCCAAUUAUGCACUCCCAAGUGACAAUGGUGGUUGGUGUAAUCCUCCCCGUCCGCAUUUCGACAUGUCUCAACCUGCAUUCGAGACCAUUGCCAAAUACAAGGCUGGAAUUGUACCAAUCCUCUACAGGAAGGUUAAAUGCGAGAGAAGUGGAGGCCUUAGAUUCACCAUCAACGGAAGAAACUAUUUUGAGCUAGUGUUGAUAUCAAAUGUAGGGGGUGCUGGGGAGAUAUCCAUGGUGUGGAUAAAGGGUUCUAAAACAAAUAAAUGGGAAACCAUGUCCAGAAACUGGGGAGCCAACUGGCAGAGCUUAAGCUAUCUCAAUGGUCAGAGCUUAUCCUUCAGGGUUCAAGUCAGUAAUGGAAGGAUUCGAACAGCUCUGAAUGUGGUGCCUUCCAAUUGGCAAUUUGGACAGUCUUUCAAAAGCAACAUCCAGUUUUAGACUUUCCUUAAUUAGUACCUACCUCUCUUAUGUAUUUUUCUUUGAUAUACAACUAUUUGUUUUCUUCUUUUCUUUGGGUAGAUAAAAGUCGCCGCUUAGAUUGUGGCUUAGCCUAGUGGUUUACAAAACAUUAUAUAUAUAUGCCAUCUAUUGAAAACUCUAUGUAUUACAAUGUUACUAUAGGCCUUGUAUUGUUACAAGUAACA